This is a messenger RNA of Closterium sp. NIES-67, 426 nucleotides long. The record is from the annotation of a GenBank genome assembly. Lineage: Eukaryota; Viridiplantae; Streptophyta; Zygnematophyceae; Desmidiales; Closteriaceae.
UGACGAAGAUGGCACAUUUUGCACCCUGUCGCACGACAAUCACAGCCAAAGAGACUGAAAGAUUGUUCAUCUCCACCAUUGUUCGACUGCACGGCCUACCCUUGGCGAUCAUCAAUGACCGCGACCCCAGGUUCACAUCCAAUUUUUGGCAAAACCUGGGAAUACUAGUACGGCACCCGCAUGCAAUUUUCGUCCGCCUACCACCCACAAACCGACGGUCAAACCGAGCGCACCAAUCAGCCCAUGGAGCAGCUGAUACGCACCAACUGCCCCAAUCCUGCACGGUGGGAGGAAUUCCUGCCCAUGUUGGAAUUUUCCGACAGCAAUGCUCCAUUUGCAACGACAAAUCACUCGUCAUUUUUCCUCAACUACGGGAUAGACCCUUCUAUUUCGCAUCGUGAAAAUUGUGACAUCUGUCACAGAGAA